Messenger RNA from Sciurus carolinensis (gray squirrel), 1382 nucleotides. Its product is annotated as polycomb complex protein BMI-1-like. The record is from RefSeq and is a predicted model, not a curated record. Gene Ontology annotation, biological process: negative regulation of transcription by RNA polymerase II. Gene Ontology annotation, cellular component: PRC1 complex. The transcript has a single exon. Gene Ontology annotation, molecular function: promoter-specific chromatin binding. Lineage: Eukaryota; Metazoa; Chordata; Mammalia; Rodentia; Sciuridae. The annotation marks the transcript as partial.
CAUCAAGCAGAACUGCAUGGAAAAACCAGAAUCAAGAUCACGGAGCUAAAUCCCCACCUAAGGUGUGUGCUUUGUGGAGGGUACUUCAUUGAUGCCACAACCAUAAUAGAAUGUCUACAUUCCUUCUGUAAAACAUGUAUUGUACGUUACCUGGAGACCAGCAAGUAUUGUCCUAUCUGUGAUGUCCAAGUUCACAAAACCAGACCACUGCUGAAUAUAAGGUCUGAUAAAACUCUUCAAGACAUCGUAUACAAAUUAGUUCCAGGGCUUUUCAAAAAUGAAAUGAAGAGAAGAAGAGAUUUUUAUGCAGCUCAUCCUUCAGCUGAUGCUGCCAAUGGCUCCAAUGAAGAUAGAGAAGUUGCAGAUGAAGAUAAAGGAAUUAUAACUGAUGAUGAGAUAAUAAGCUUAUCUAUUGAAUUCUUUGACCAGAAUAGAUUGGAUCAGAAAGUAAACAAAGACAAAGAGAAAUCUAAGGAGGAGGUAAAUGAUAAAAGAUAUUUACGAUGCCCAGCAGCAAUGACUGUGAUGCACUUAAGAAAGUUUCUCAGAAGUAAAAUGGACAUACCUAAUACUUUCCAGAUUGAUGUUAUGUAUGAAGAGGAACCUUUGAAGGAUUACUAUACACUAAUGGAUAUUGCAUACAUUUAUACCUGGAGAAGGAAUGGUCCACUUCCUUUGAAAUACAGAGUUCGACCUACUUGUAAAAGAAUGAAGAUCAGUCACCAGAGGGAUGGACUGACAAAUGCUGGAGAACUAGAAAGUGACUCUGGGAGUGACAAGGCCAACAGCCCAGUAGGAGGUAUUCCCUCCACCUCUUCUUGUUUGCCUAGCCCCAGUACUCCAGUGCAGUCUCCUCAUCCACAGUUUCCUCACAUUUCCAGUACCAUGAAUGGAACCAGCAACAGCCCCAGUGGUAACCACCAAUCUUCCUUUGCCAAUAGACCUCGAAAGUCAUCAGUAAAUGUGUCGUCAGCAACUUCAUCUGGUUGAUUCCUGAGACUAUUAAGGAAAAAAAUUUUAAACUCCUGACUUAUAUAGAUAUCUUCAUGCCAUUACAGCUUUAUAGAUGCUAAUACAUGUGACUAUCGUCCAAUUUGCUUUCUUUUGUAGUGACAUUAAAUUUGACUAUAAAAGAUGGACUAGAUGUGAUAUUCAUAUGGACGUUAACUGAAAAGAAAGAUUGUUCCUAUAAAGAAUUGGAUUCUGAGAAGGCAGGCAAGGUUUUUGUUUUUGUUUUGUUUUGUUUUUCUGUGUGUUAGGAAAGAUGUGAAAUGGUUUCUGUAACCAUUGUUUGGGUUUGGAAAUACUCUGCAGUGGAUAGAAGCAUUGGGCCAUAGUUUGUUAAUCUCAACUAACGCCUACAUUACAUUCUCCUUGAUUGU